UUUACACUUUCCCCGCCGAGAUAAUCACCCCAACACCACACCGCCAUGAAUCCCCCCGCCACCGGUACCGCAACGGUGACGGACAUCCUCAAAACCCCAAAGUUUGUCAAAUUUACUGCCAUUGCCCUCCUUUCCAUCUCCCUUCUAUUCCUUUUCACUCGUUUCUCCUCUUCCUCCUUCUCUUUCCCUUACCCUUCGCCGUUACUCUCAUCUUCCUCUUCCCCGAUCUCUCCCUCUCUCUCAGUCCCUCUGGAGAUCUUGUCUCCUUCUCUGACACCGCCACUGCCAUCACCUCCUCCUCCACCGCUUCCACCCGCGGUGCGAUUGACCGGAAUAAUUGAUGAAAAUGGAGCUAUGUCCGAGAGCUUCUUGAUUGGGGAUUUGGACUCAAACUCUACUAGCUUCACCGACGUGUUGGGCGAGGGGGAAGAGGAAGGGAGCGAAAAGGAGAAGAAGAGUGUUCCUGAAGUCAGGGUUAGGAUUGCAAAAUACGAGUCCUGUGAUGUGAGCAAGAUAGACUAUGUACCCUGUUUGGACAAUGACGAAGCCAUUAAGGAGUUGAUUAACAGCACCAGAGGGGAGAGGUUCGAGCGGCAUUGUCCCACUGAAGGCAAAGCUUUGAAUUGUUUGGUACCACGGCCGGCAGGGUACCGGACUCCGAUUCAAUGGCCACAGAGUCGAGACGAGGUUUGGUUCAGCAACAUUCCCCAUACCCGACUUGUUGAAGAUAAAGGUGGGCAGAACUGGAUCUCAAUAAAAAAUGAUAAGUUCAUUUUUCCUGGAGGUGGCACACAAUUCAUUCAUGGGGCAGAUCAAUACUUGGACCAAAUUUCUAAGAUGGUUCCUGACAUGGGUUUUGGGCUCCACACCCGUGUUGCUCUAGACAUUGGUUGUGGAGUAGCAAGUUUUGGUGCCUUUCUGCUACAGCGCAAUGUCACUACUAUGUCAAUAGCACCAAAGGAUGUUCACGAGAACCAAAUUCAGUUUGCACUCGAGCGUGGAGUACCUGCUAUGGUUGCAGUGUUUUCCACACGCCGCUUGUUGUAUCCAAGUCAGGCAUUUGACUUAAUACAUUGCUCAAGAUGUAGAAUUAAUUGGACUCGUGAUGAUGGAAUUUUGCUUCUUGAGGCCAGCAGGAUGCUAAGGGCUGGCGGAUAUUUUGCCUGGGCAGCACAGCCGGUGUAUAAGCAUGAAGAGAAUCUACAAGAGCAAUGGAAAGAAAUGGAAGACCUUACUAAGCGCAUUUGUUGGGAACUCGUAAGAAAGGAGGGGUAUCUUGCCAUAUGGCAAAAGCCUUUAAACAAUAGCUGCUAUCUUAAUCUUGAUGCUGGAGCGCGACCUCCUCUGUGUGAUUCCAAUGAUAAUCCAGAUAAUGUUUGGGAUGUUAGUUUGAGGGCAUGCAUUACUCCAUUGCCCGAGAAUGGUUAUGGAUCUAAUGUUAGCACAUGGCCUAUGCGCCUUCAUUAUCCACCAGACAGGCUUCAGAGCAUAGAAAUGGAUGCUUCCAUCUCAAGAAAGGAACUAUUCAGGGCAGAGUCUAAAUACUGGUAUGAAAUAAUUGAUAGCUAUGUACGUGCUUUUCGUUGGAAGGAGAUGAAACUACGGAAUGUGAUGGACAUGAGGGCUGGAUUUGGAGGGUUUGCAGCUGCAUUGCAUGAUCUUCAGAUUGAUUGCUGGGUUAUGAAUGUGGUCCCUGUUAGUGGAUUCAAUACCUUGCCUGUUAUCUAUGACCGGGGACUCAUUGGAGUUGUGCAUGACUGGUAAGAAGUCCAAUGUGCAUUCAACUCUACUUUUCAAAUAUGAUAUAACAUUUCCCAGUGGAACCUAUGAGAAUUCCAGCAUACAAUUUUCAAUAAGUAUCCUACAUUUUUAUUUCCAAGGGGUCUGGUUACCAAAAGAGGGGUGGAAGAGCUUUUGCCUAUUCUGCUUCAGCUCCAUCUGUUUGUAAUCCAGUUGGAGCAGGCUCAAGAUAAUAUAAGCUUCAAAUGCAAAUUUUCACCCAUUUUGUGGUAAAUUUACCAAAUCUGAGCUGAGGGUCAAGUUGGCUCAAGAUUAUCUCUUGUGCUUGUUCCAUUUCCCUUACUCUGGACCCAGGCAUGGUUUACUUUGUAACUGACUGUAAGCCAUGUAGACUCCAGAGCAGCUGAGACCAAGCAACCAAGAGCUCACUGGCCAGUGUGGCCAUUCAGCUCAUCUGCAGAGAAUGCUUGAGUUUGUGCGAGCCAUUUGAUACCUACCCAAGAACCUAUGACCUAUUGCAUGCAGCAGGUCUUUUCUCUGUUGAGCAGAAGAGAUGUAAUAUGUCAACAAUCAUACUUGAGAUGGACCGAAUGCUAAGACCUGGUGGACGUGUAUAUAUACGGGAUUCAGUAUCAGUAAUGGGGGAACUCCAAGAACUAGCAGCUGCAGUGGGAUGGGAGACUGCACUGCAUGAGACUGGAGAAGGUCCCCAUGCAAGCUUGAAAAUUUUGAUUUCUGAGAAACGUAUGUGACGAGCCAGUUGGAUACAAAUCUCUUUCUUGCAAUUAUGUUGUUUCAACUUUCUAAGUUUUUUCCUCCGUGAUUUCAAAUUAUAUAAUCUCUGUUGUUGCGCCUACAUUGUUAGAACAGACUGUUACAACACUUACAUAGCAUCAAAGCAAAAUGUUUAUGUAUUAAAUUAUAAAAUAAAAAAUUAUAA
Molecule: messenger RNA, 2680 nt
Organism: Rubroshorea leprosula
Lineage: Eukaryota; Viridiplantae; Streptophyta; Magnoliopsida; Malvales; Dipterocarpaceae
Source: the annotation of a GenBank genome assembly